AUCGUCGUAGUACAGUGUUGUGUUGAGGGUUUUUGCUUAAAAAUGAGUCUUUGGGUCGAUAAAUACCGACCUAAUUCGUUGUCUAAGCUUGAUUAUCACAAAGAUYUGGCUUCACAUCUCAAAAAACUGGUACACAGUGGAGACUUCCCUCACCUAUUGGUAUAUGGUCCCUCAGGUGCUGGCAAGAAAACAAGAAUCAUGUGCAUUUUGAAGGAACUCUAUGGCUCUGGUGUUGAGAAGUUGAGAAUUGAACAGCAUUCUUUUACAACACCAUCUAGGAAAAAAGUGGAAAUUUCUACAAUUGGGAGCACAUAUCAUAUUGAAGUGAAUCCUAGUGAUGUUGGAAUAUAUGACCGCGUCGUCAUCCAGGAAUUGCUAAAAACAAUGGCACAAUCACAUCAACUUGAAUCCUCACUUCAAAAGGACUUCAAAGUUGUUGUUCUUACUGAAGUCGACCGYUUGACAAAAGAYGCCCAGCAUGCCUUGCGUCGCACAAUGGAAAAAUACACUUCAACAUGUAGGCURAUUUUGUGUUGUAAUUCAACAAGUAAAGUAAUUCCUGCCAUCCGUAGCCGUUGCCUUGGUAUCCGUGUUGCUGCUCCAUCACUGGAUGAGAUAAGUCAAAUUCUCCAUUUUGUGUGYAAGAAAGAAGGCUUGUCCCUUCCAGGAGAACUUGCCAAACGMAUUGCRGAGAAAUCUGGAAGAAAUCUUAGAAAAGCACUUUUAAUGUGUGAAGCAUGUAGAGUCCAGCAGUACCCAUUUACACCAGACCAAUCAAUACAAGAAGCUGAUUGGGAAAUUUACCUCAAAGAAACAGCUAAACAGAUUGUAGAAGUACAGACUCCUAAAAGGUUGCUCGAAAUAAGAGCUCGUCUUUAUGAACUCCUGAUUCAUUGUAUUCCACCAGACAUUAUUCUGAAGGGAUUGAUUUCAGAACUUGUCACGAACUGUGAUGGUUCACUGAAGGCUGAAGUGACCAAUCUCGCAGCUUACUACGAACAUAGGAUUUUGCUGGGAAAUAAAGCCAUCUACCACUUAGAGGCCUUUGUAGCUAAGUUCAUGAGUAUUUAUAAACGAUUCCUAGAAGAAGGAAUGUCGGAUUUCUUUUAAAUUGCAUAUUUGAAAGGAAUUUAUAUAUAAUUUGUGAUAAAAUAAAAUGUUAUAGGAAGCA
This is a messenger RNA of Exaiptasia diaphana, 1171 nucleotides long. Its product is annotated as replication factor C subunit 3. Gene Ontology annotation, cellular component: nucleus; DNA replication factor C complex. Lineage: Eukaryota; Metazoa; Cnidaria; Anthozoa; Actiniaria; Aiptasiidae. Gene Ontology annotation, biological process: DNA-templated DNA replication; DNA repair. The transcript is spliced from 9 exons. The coding region runs from base 43 to 1110 and encodes 355 amino acids. The record is from RefSeq and is a predicted model, not a curated record. Gene Ontology annotation, molecular function: ATP hydrolysis activity; DNA clamp loader activity; DNA binding.